UCUCCUUGCGAACAUUUCAAACAGUCUCAUCCUCUCCUUAGCCUUGAAUCCCAUAUUUUUAUAUUUUCUUGAUCUUGUUCAUUUUCUUGGAUUGUUUGCAGCACUAGAAAAAUGCAAAGUAAAACCAGUUCUGAUCUUCCUCCUGGUUUUAGAUUCCACCCAACUGAUGAGGAAUUGAUCAUGUAUUACCUUCUCAACCAAGCCACUUAUAAGCCAGUCCCUGUUUCAAUAAUCGCAGAAGUUGAUAUUUACAAGUUUGAUCCUUGGCAAUUACCUGAGAAAGCAGAAUUUGGAGAAAAUGAAUGGUACUUCUUUAGCCCUCGAGACAGGAAGUACCCAAAUGGAGUGAGGCCUAACAGAGCAACUGUGUCUGGGUAUUGGAAGGCCACUGGCACAGAUAAGGCCAUCUACAGUGGUUCUAAAUGUGUUGGUGUCAAGAAAGCUCUUGUGUUCUACAAUGGUAGGCCACCAAAGGGUAUCAAGACUGACUGGAUUAUGCAUGAAUAUCGCUUAAAUGAUUCAAGAAAGCAAGCCAAUAAGCAAAAUAGAUCCAUGAGAUUGGAUGAUUGGGUCCUGUGUAGGAUUUAUAAGAAGAGGCACAUAGCAAGAAAUUUGGAGGAGAAGAUAGAAAUUGCAAAUACCCAAUUGGACAAACCUUCUGCUAAUGAGCAACAAAUAUUGAAAUUUUCAAAGACAUGUUCCCUUACUAAUCUACUGGAAUUUGAGUAUAUGGGAUCAAUUUCCCAGCUUCUAAAUGACAACACAUACAAUCCCAGUUUUGAUUUCCAGAACAUCAUGAGCAAUGCUGAGACUGAUCAUGUUGAAAAUUUUCAGCUAGGAGAAAUGGGUAACCAGUAUACAGAUUCAGGGAAGCUCCAGGUGAAUCAGGGCAGCAUCCUAAACCAACCAUUGUUUGUGGAUCCAAUGGUCUAUGAAUUUCAGUGAUUUGCCUGGAAUCUGACUAGCUUGACAAGGGACAAAAAAUACAUCUCUAGUAAGAUGUAAAAAUUGUUUAUGCAGAGUACACAUCUUACACAAUAGUCAAUUGUGAAUAACAUGUGAUACCAUCUAUUAAUGAAUCAGUAGUCAAGCUUGAAUGAUGGAGAUGAUUAUCACAUUCACUGUUGAAGCUGUGUCCUGUUGCUUUCAAUUAGAUGGAGAUUCUUUGUACUAAUUCUCUUAAUCCAAGUCAUGGAAACAAGGUGGAAUCUGUCAAUACUAUGGGCUGUAUUCUGUUAACUUAAUGUAGUUUUUUUCUUGGUUCA
Molecule: messenger RNA, 1265 nt
Organism: Hevea brasiliensis (rubber tree)
Lineage: Eukaryota; Viridiplantae; Streptophyta; Magnoliopsida; Malpighiales; Euphorbiaceae
Product: NAC domain-containing protein 1
Exons: 3
Coding region: 112-945 (277 amino acids)
Biological process (GO): regulation of DNA-templated transcription
Molecular function (GO): DNA binding
Source: RefSeq, a predicted model, not a curated record